This is a messenger RNA of Vigna radiata var. radiata (mung bean), 1635 nucleotides long. RefSeq lists its product as uncharacterized. Bases 229 to 786 code for a protein of 185 amino acids. The transcript has 2 exons. Lineage: Eukaryota; Viridiplantae; Streptophyta; Magnoliopsida; Fabales; Fabaceae. The record is from RefSeq and is a predicted model, not a curated record.
AACACCUCCAUUACCCAAUAUACAUAUAUAUAUUUUUUUAUCUGUUCAAUACAACUACCCCAAUCUGAUGAUAUACAUCACAUGCUAUAAAAUCUGUCUGAGUAUGCACAGAUAACCUUCCUCAAUUCCACACACACUUGAUAAACCAUACACAUUCGGAUCUUAAUUUCUUCAUCUCUUCUUCACGCAUAUAUAGCAGUUGAGAAGGCUGAGUCAAUCUUGUGAGAAAUGAACGUGAAGGGAAUCAUGGAUGGGAGUAAUCUUGGCGAUGGAAAUACCGAUUGGGCUGUCAAGGAAGAUGUCAAUGAUGAUACCAGCGAUUCGAUAUCCAUUGGAUCGAUCUCGGGAGAUUCAGAGAACUCUGUGUCUUCAUUUUCAUCAUCAGAACUGGCCGAGGAGGCAUCAUCCUCUUCACCAUCUUAUCUGUCCACCUCUUCUCAUUCAAACGGACCUUUGUUUGAACUGUCAGAGCUAAUGAACCAACUUCCCAUAAAGAGGGGCUUGUCUAUGUUUUAUCAAGGGAAGGCACAAUCUUUCAGUUCUCUAGCGAGCGUAGAGAGCAUAGAAGAUCUUGUGAAGAAAGAGAGACCUUACAGGAAGAAAAUGAAAUCAUGCAAAAGCUUCGGGGGAGGCUUGGAUACCCCCAGAAUAUCCUUCACUCCAAAGGCUACAAUUUCAAAGAAAGCUUCAAGAGGAACUCUUGUAUCUGUUCUAACUAAAAGACGGAGUUUCCUUGGAGGCUCCAGAACUUCUUCCUUUGCUGUACAGAAGAACCUUGCUAGUUAGACCUUGCUUAUUAUUUUAUGCACAGAAUGGGGAAAAUUUUCAAGCCCUCACCUUCACCUUCUUUUCUGACCCGAUACUCAUAUUCUUAAUUCAUUCAUUAGUAUCAUUAAUUCGUGGUACUUUGUUUUUCAUACAAUAGGAUCAUGGCCAGAGUUUCAUUAUUACUAGAAUAAAAAGUUACAUUACAUGAUUGCCAAUUAGCACAUGUAUGCGAGAACUUUUAGGUAAUCGUUGUUGGUGAGAGACAGGCUGUGGAAUAUAUGUCAAACAGUUAUGUGGAAAUCUGUUGAUAAUAUAGAAAGAGGAUUUGAGUUUACAAAUUUUUAUAAUUAGGUUUAUUAUCACUUUCAAAUAUAUCUUUCAUCGGAAAACUGCAGCAAGAACUGAGCAUUUACUAUACCACCGUCAUCACUCUAUUAAUCUUUUUGUAAUCACAUAGGCCAUGGUUACGGACAUAGAAAGUUUCUGGAAAUAAUGGUUGCUCACAGGUUUUACCUUACAGCUUUGUAGCCAUAGUUUAUGGUGAUGGACGAUAGAUGAAUUGAAUAAGGUGGUACAUGACGGGUUUCGUCGGCCGUAGAAUACAGCCAUGGAGUUAGUAUCUCUGACCAAGAAGAUGAGCAGAUAACGGGGUUUGGAAAAGCAAAACAACGUAAUUAUAGUUGUAUAUAUUUACUUUCUCUUUAUAGGUUGUACCCUAUUUAACUUAAUUACCUGUUAGUUGGUUAGGUGGGUGUGACAACUAAAAUUCAGUAGAAAAUUGUGGUUGUGACAGAUAUUAGCAAAGGAUUAUGCAGAGAGUAUCAUGGAUUCAUCUUCACGUAUUUAAAGGUUAGAGAGUCUUUGUAA